GCCAGGGCGCAGGAAGGAGGGGCGGGGCCCGAGGCGCGAGGCCGGCCGGGCGGCGGUCCCCUGCGGCGCUGCAGGGCCGAGCCCGGCCGGGGCACCUCUCGCCGCGCUCUGGGGGCUCCUUCCCGUGGAGCCCCAGCCUGGCCUGUGAGCCCGCCGACGCCCGGCGGGAGAGCCCGAGCUUCCCCGCUUGGCCCCGAGUCUCCUCGGCCAUGCACAGCUCUCGGGGCGGUGCGCGCGCGCUCUGCACCCCCACCCCCAGACCUCUGGGGGGCCAGGUGCCCGAAGGCUGCGUGGCGGGCGCGCGUCCUCGGCAGGACCUGUGGAGGGCCCCAGCCCGCGGGUCCGGCCUCUCGGCCGUGGACUCUGCACGUUGGCACCGCGCGCUCAGUCUAAAUGUUCUAUUGCAAACUUUGUUUCAGGCUUACGCCAAAUUUUCUGGCGCACCCUUGAAAGUCAGUGUCGUAGAUAACACCUGGAGAGGUUCGAGAGGGGAUGUUCCAAUUUUGACGACUGAAGACCACAUUGUUUCUCAGCCUGCAAAAAUAUUAAACUUUUUAAGGAAACAGAAAUAUAAUGCUGAUUAUGAACUCUCAGCAAAGCAGGGGGCAGAUACACUGGCUUAUAUUGCUCUCCUCGAAGAGAAGCUUCUUCCUGCAGUGCUUCACACAUUCUGGGUUGAGAGUGACAAUUACUUUACUGUGACAAAGCCAUGGUUUGCUUCACGAAUUCCUUUUCCCUUGAGUUUGAUCCUGCCUGGAAGGAUGUCUAAGGGAGCACUGAAUAGAAUUAUCCUGACCAGAGGAGAGCCUCCCCUCUACCACCUCCGAGAAGUGGAAGCUCAGAUAUACAGAGAUGCCAAGGAGUGCCUAAAUCUUCUAUCAAACAGAUUGGGAACAUCUCAGUUUUUCUUUGGAGAUUCGCCAUCUACCUUGGAUGCCUAUGUGUUUGGUUUCCUUGCACCUCUUUAUAAAGUACGCUUUCCUAAAGUUCAGUUACAAGAACAUUUGAAACAGCUGUCCAACCUGUGCCGUUUUUGUGACGACAUCCUAAACACUUAUUUUAGGCUUAGUGUUGGAGAUGGAUGACAAUCUUCGCCAAAGCCCUCAGCUUCCUCCUCGGAAACUGCCGACACUUAAAUUGACUCCAGCAGAAGAAGAAAGUAAUUCCUUACAACGACUAUCACCGUGACAGUCAUCAUGCUUUGUGUCCACAGUCCUUGAUUGUUGCUGUAAUAUCUUACACUACAUGUGUGAGAGCAAAAAGAAAAUACCACUAGUAGGUAUACAGAAGGCUCUAAAAAGAAACUUUCUAUGACAUCUAGUUUCUCUUAAUUAGGAAGCUUGUAUUUUAGCUUGGCAAUGCACUUUAGAUAACAUCAAAGUGAAUACUAAAUGAACUUGGGGAAAAAAGAAAACAUACUGUACUGUACAUUUAAAAAAAAAAACAAAAACCCUGCCUUAAUCUUGGCAGAUUUUUGCCUUUAGUUCACGCUGCUGACCAAAAGCUACGAUUCUGUUCUGAAUGUGCACUCCUAUUUAUUCCAAUUAAUUUAUUUAGUUUUCAUAGAACAGUUUGAAUGUCUAAUAUGUGGCUGUUUGAGGCUUUUUUCUUCUGUUUAGAAAUUUGAUGCCUAUUUUAGACAUUAGGAAAAAUGUAAUAUUCUCAUAUUCUGUUUACUUCAGUAGAAAAGCCUGUAUUUAAAAAGCAAUGGGGAAUGUGCUUUUUAAUUAUGCUCUCAGAAGUGUAAUCUUUUGGGUGAUUAGUACCA
Nyctereutes procyonoides (raccoon dog) is the source of this 1768-nucleotide messenger RNA. RefSeq names its product metaxin 3 (gene MTX3). The record is from RefSeq and is a predicted model, not a curated record. The coding region runs from base 210 to 1085 and encodes 291 amino acids. Gene Ontology annotation, biological process: mitochondrion organization. The transcript has 7 exons. Gene Ontology annotation, cellular component: SAM complex. Lineage: Eukaryota; Metazoa; Chordata; Mammalia; Carnivora; Canidae.